Messenger RNA from Ogataea philodendri, 552 nucleotides. RefSeq lists its product as uncharacterized. NCBI's taxonomy places the organism in Eukaryota, Fungi, Ascomycota, Pichiomycetes, Pichiales, Pichiaceae. The transcript has a single exon. The record is from RefSeq and is a predicted model, not a curated record. The coding region runs from base 1 to 552 and encodes 183 amino acids.
AUGUCUGCGUCAUCUCGGAGGAAAGCACUGAAAGAUUUCUACAAGUUGCAAGAGCAGACGCAGCAGCAAUUGCAGAAUUCCCAGACGUUGCCUGUGGAGGAGCCGAAACCGGAGGCGGAGCUGAGCGUGGACAAUAUUGACGAGUUCAUCAGGGACUCUGACUUUGUCAAGAUCCUGGAAACGGAAAACAAGGUCACCGAGGAGUUGAACACCAACCAGGCCGAGAUCAAGUCUAUCAUCUACAACAACUACUACGAAUUGAUCAAAAUCAACGAUGUUUUGAUGGACCUAAAGCUGAAAAACACACAGGAGGACGGAGUCAUGGAGAACCUGGAGAAAAUACGAAAAAACAUCAAGACUCUGCGCAAGGACAACUACGAGCUUUUGUCGGAACCGCUCGACAAGAAGGACUCCAAGAUCAGCAAGACGAUCAACAAACUGUUGCUGGACAACAAGAACGACAAGAAGACGAUCGACGCUAUUGACAACGCGCUGCCCAAGCUACAUGGCGAGAGUCUGCUUCUGCAAUUGAACGAACUCAAGAGUAAAUAG